GGGCAGUCACCUGACGGAUAUAUCCAUAUGUCGGGAUUUGCCUAACGUCGAGGUGGUCACGUUCAGCGUAAACGGCAUCUCGGACCUGGAGCCGCUGCAGCAGUGCCAGAAGCUGUGUGAGCUGUACCUGAGGAAGAACAGCAUAAGGAGCUUGGAGGAGCUGUUCCACCUGAAGGCCCUGCCCAGGCUGCGGGUGCUGUGGCUGGCUGAGAACCCCUGCUGUGGCCCUGACCCUCACCACUACCGCAUGACUGUGCUGCGCAACCUGCCUGGCCUGCAGCGCCUGGACAACCAGGCUGUGACAGAGGAGGAGCUGUCCCAGGCCUUGGUGGAUGGGAUGGAGAUCACGGCCCCACCGGCUCGGGGCAGCGUGGAGAAUGGCUGGGCUGAGGACACCGACUCCAGCGCCGCUGGAUCCAUGGCUGAGCCCGAGAGCCAAGUGCUGAGCUUCAGCCUGGACAAGAAAAACAAAAUGCAAGAGGAGCUUGGUAUGAAGACUGUUCCCAGGGAUAAAUAUUCCUCCUUUUCCCCUCGAGACACAGACUGCAACUGUAAGAAGAGAAACAAUGUCCUCAAUGCCAUCCUGCUCCUCAUGAAGGAACUGGACGCUGAGGGGCUGGAGAUCAUCCAGCAGACAGUGGUGAGGAGGCUCCAGGCCCUCCAGAAGAAGGACCUGCAGGAAGAAUGA
Acanthisitta chloris (rifleman) is the source of this 688-nucleotide messenger RNA. RefSeq names its product chromosome unknown open reading frame, human C21orf2 (gene CFAP410). The annotation marks the transcript as partial. Gene Ontology annotation, biological process: cytoskeleton organization. Gene Ontology annotation, molecular function: protein binding. NCBI's taxonomy places the organism in Eukaryota, Metazoa, Chordata, Aves, Passeriformes, Acanthisittidae. The record is from RefSeq and is a predicted model, not a curated record. The transcript has 6 exons.